This is a messenger RNA of Meriones unguiculatus (Mongolian gerbil), 6733 nucleotides long. It is a transcript of the gene Parp4, whose product is annotated as poly(ADP-ribose) polymerase family member 4. The transcript is spliced from 35 exons. The record is from RefSeq and is a predicted model, not a curated record. Lineage: Eukaryota; Metazoa; Chordata; Mammalia; Rodentia; Muridae. The coding region runs from base 149 to 5344 and encodes 1731 amino acids. Gene Ontology annotation, molecular function: NAD+ poly-ADP-ribosyltransferase activity.
GCGCAGGCGACAGCGCGUAGGCCCGGGGUGCGGGGGGCGCAGGCACGGUCCCGCCCCGCCGCGCCCGGAGCGUAAGCACCGCGGCUGGAACCCAGGGGACGCAGGAGGGGAUCGGCCGGCGCCGGGAAGGUCCGGAUCUCCAGGCAGGAUGACUUUGGGAAUCUUUGCAAAUUGUAUAUUCUGCUUGAAAGUCAAACACUUACCUCGUCAACAGAAGAAAAAGCUGCAAACCGAUAUUAAGGAAAACGGUGGAAAGUUUUCCUUUUUAUUAAAUCCUCAGUGCACACACAUCAUCGUAGACAGCGCUGACGUCCUGAGCCGGUGCCAACUGAGCUCCAUCCAAAAGAACGAUGUCCAGAUUGCAAACCCAGAGUUCAUAUGGGACUCCGUCAGACAGCGGAGACUCUUGGAUGUGAAGAGUUAUGACUCAAGCUCACUGGCUCUCACGCCACUCCCAGAGGAAAAGAGCUGCUCUGAAGUGGAAACAGAAGAUCUAUCUUUGGACAACAACCUAGAGAAUGAAAACACCGAAAUCACUGAGGCUUCUGCAGAGGAUGCUGAAAUGCCUCAUUUUCUUCAAGACUUUGAAGUUGUGAAAUAUGACAUCUUGGAAAAAGUGGGAGUGGACCGAGGCCCUGAGACAGUGGUGGUAGAACUUCAGUGUUCCCGAGACCCAGGGGGCUGCCCCUUUGUGAUAUCAGCACACUUCCUCCUGAGUGAUCAAAAGACUAGAAGAGAGAGCACUGGAAAGCAAACCUCUGAAGGUGCAAGUGAAUAUUAUGAAAGUUACAUAGAAGACCUGAAGAGACAAGGAUUUCUGCCCCGAGAACACAUUACAGCUGAAGCAACACAGCUGGCGUCGGAGAAACUGCAGGCAUUGCUUCUGGAGGAGGUCGUAAGUUCGGAUACGCUGAGCCAGGAGGUGAGCAGUUUGGUGGAGAUGAUCUGGGCGGAAGCCCUGGGCCACCUGGAGCACCAGCUUCUCAAGCCAGUGAACAGCAUAAGCCUGAAUGACGUGAGUAAAGCAGAGGGGAUUCUCCUUCUUGUAAAAACAGCACUGAAGAAUGGAGAAACAGCGGAGCAACUGCAAAAGACAAUGGCUGAGUUCUACCGACUGAUACCUCACAAACAUCCAGACUCAGAAGAAGUCAGCCUGAGGUUGCUAGCUCAGAAAGAGGACCUUUGUCAGCUGGUGAGAGACAUGGUGAAUGUUUGUGAAACGAAUUUAUCCAAACCCAACCCACCAUCUCUCGCCAAAUACCGAGCUUUGAGAUGCAAGAUCGAACACGUCGAACAGGAUACUGAGGAGUUUUCCAGGGUGAGAAAAGAGGUGUUGCAGAGCGCUCACAGUGAAUGUCCAGUAGAUGUCUUGCAAAUAUUUACAGUUGGCAGAGUGAAUGAAGCUACAGAGUUUUUGAGCAAACUAGGCAACACGAGGCCCUUAUUUCAUGGAUCUCCUGUGCAGAACAUGCUUGGAAUCUUGUCCCGAGGGUUGCUCUUACCUAAGGUAGCUGAAGACCGAGGUGUGCAAAGAACAGAUGUUGGCAAUCUGGGGAGCGGGAUCUACUUCAGCGACUCACUCAGCACGAGCAUUAAGUACGCGCAGGCAGGAGAGACCGAAGGCUCCAGACUCCUGGUCAUCUGUGACGUUGCCCUGGGGAAGUGUGUGGACUUGGUCAAGAAGGACUUUUCUUUAACUGAGGCGCCACCUGGCUAUGACAGCGUGCAUGGAGUUUCGGGAACAACCUCUGACCCCACAGACUUUGAGGACGAUGAAUUUGUUGUAUAUAAAACCAGUCAAGUUAAAAUGAAAUACAUUGUUAAAUUUUGCAUUCAUGGAGAUCAAAUAAAGGACUUUCAUCCUCAUGAAAAUACUGAAUUAGAGGAACAUAGAGCUGAGCCUUCAGAUGUUUCAAAGAUUGAAGAUUUCCAGUUGCCGGACAUCAAGUCUUCCACCAGUAUCAAAGCUGGCCUUCAGGACGCAGCUGCGAAUGCUGUCCCUCUUGACAGCGUUCACAUCAAAGGAAGAAUAAUAGACUUUGUAGCCCAGGUCAUUGUUUUUCAGACGUACGUGAACCAAAGUCACGUGCCUAUUGAGGCAAAAUAUAUCUUUCCUUUGGAUGAUAAGGCAGCUGUGUGUGGCUUCGAGGCGUUCAUCAAUGGGAAACACAUCGUGGGCGAGAUAAAGGAGAAGGAAGAAGCCCAACAGGAAUACCGAGAGGCCAUCAGCCAGGGCCACGGUGCCUACUUGAUGAACCAGGACAGUCCGGAUGUUUUCACUGUAAGUGUCGGAAACUUACCCCCUCGGGCUAAGGUUCUCAUCAAAAUCACCUACAUCACGGAACUCAGCAUGCAAAGCCCCGUGGCCAUCUUCUUCAUGCCUGCCACUGUAGCGCCCUGGCAACAGGACAAGGCUUUGAAUGAGAACCUUCAGGACACAGUGAAGAAGAUCUGUGUAAAGGAAAUUGGAGCAAAGCAAAGCUUCUCCCUGGACAUGUCCAUUGAGAUGCCCUACCUGAUUGACUUCAUUUCCAGCGGCACACAUGAACUAAGACAAAAGAGCACAGACUGUAAAGCUGUAGUUAGCACUGUGGAAGGCAGUUCCUUGGACAGCAGUGGAUUUUCUCUCCACAUUGGUUUGUGUGAUGCGUAUCUCCCAAGAAUGUGGGUUGAAAAACAUCCAGAAAAAGAAAGUGAGGCUUGCAUGCUUGUCUUUCAACCGGAUCUUGCGGCCACCCUUCCCGACCUCCGUGAAAAGAAUGAAGUGAUCAUUUGUCUUGACUGCUCCAAUUCCAUGGGCGGCGUGACAUUCAUGCAAGCCCAGCAAGUCGCCCUGUAUGCCCUUUCUUUGGUGGGGGAGAAGCAGAAAGUGAACAUUCUGCAGUUUGGCACAGGCUACAAGGAGCUAUUUUCAUAUCCAAAGUAUAUCGUGAGCAACAAAAUGGCCACGGAGUUCAUUACGUCCGCAGCGCCUACCAUGGGGAACACGGACUUCUGGAAAGUUCUCCGCUAUCUAAGUUACCUGUAUCCUUCUGAAGGGCUGCGGAACAUCCUCCUCAUAUCUGAUGGGCAUCUCCAGAGCGAGAGCCUGACAGUGCAGCUUGUGAAAAGAAAUAUCCAGCACACCAGAGUGUUCACCUGUGCUGUCGGUUCUACAGCAAAUCGUCACAUCUUAAGGACCUUGUCUCAGUAUGGUGCUGGAGUAUUUGAAUAUUUUAACUCAAAAUCCAAACAGAAUUGGAAAAAACAGAUAGAAGCCCAAAUGGCCAGGGUGCGUUCCCCAGGCUGCCACUCCGUGUCUGUCAAGUGGCAGCAGCUUAGCAGAGAUGCCCCUGAGCCCCUGCAGGCUCCGGCGAGGGCGCCCUCCUUGUUUCACAACGAUCGCCUCCUCGUCUAUGGCUUCAUUCCUCACUGUACGCAGGCAACUCUGUGUGCAGUCAUCCAACAGAAGAAAUUUUGUACAAUGGUGUCUACUACUGAGCUCCAGAAGACAACUGGGACUCUGAUCCACAAGCUGGCGGCUCGAGCGCUGAUCAGAGAUUAUGAAGACGGCAUUCUCCAUGACGACGAAACCAACCACGAGAUGAAGAAAAAGGUCAUGAAAUCUCUGAUUAUUGAACUCAGUAAAGAAAACUCUCUUAUUACACAAUUUACAAGCUUCGUGGCAGUUGAGAAAAGGGACAGUGAUGAGAUUCCUUUUGCUAAUGUCCCAAGUAUUUCGGAACUUAUUGCCAAAGAAGAUGUAGACCUUCUGCCAUACGUGAGUUGGCAGGAAAAGCAGCCAGAGGCCUUCACAAGGGAGGCAAAGACUGAAACUUUGAGACUAAAGCAAGAUGAAGUCACUAAUGGCAACAGAUUGUCACAGGGAGGGGUCCCGCGUCUGCGGAGCACUGUUCGGGGAGGACUGUGUGGCACAUGCAGUGAAGGAACCAGGGCCAACGCCAUCAUUACGAGAGGUGCGGGCGUGAAUGACCAAUCCUCAAUCUCCUUUGAAGGGAAUGGAAAGCACUUACUGCUACGCUCCGCUAAACAAUGUAAAAAAAAGGCUGUAAAGAUGCAUGCUCUAGCUGGUCCUGAAGAUUUUGGAGGCAUGACCUCAGUACCGCAGGCACGUGCAACCGCGCAGUCUCUCUCCUUCCACACACCUCUCAGUGUCCACCCGCAACUGAAAGAUGCGGAACAGCCCCUGGAUCUGAGCCAGAUGGUGGCAAUGAAAAGACUGGGAUCUCGAAGGCUGCUCAAGGCAACCCUUCAUGGAAAUGAGCCUCCUUCCAUGGUUUUUUCCGCUCCCGCAGCCUCACCUGGGUUUUCUUUCCCUUCUCCCCGCAGCUACAGUUCUGCUUUCCUGCCUCCUCUCUCCAGCAUUCCUACCCCUCUUCGUCCUCUCUUUGGUAGCACCCUUCUUCCCCCUCCCCCUCGUGGCACCCAUCUUCCUCUUUCUCCUCCUCUCCUUGGUAGCACCCACCCUCCUCCCCCUCCCCCUCCCCCUCCCCCUCCCCCUCUCCCUCUCCCUGGUGGCACCCUUCCCCAUCCCCCUCUCCCUCCCCCUCUUGCUGGUGGCACCCAUCCCCCUCCCCCUCCUCCUCCCCCUCCUCCUUCCCCUCCUCCUCUCUUUGGUGGCACACAUCUUCCUCUUUCUCUUCCUCUCUUUGGUGGCACCCAUCCUCCUCCCCCUCCUCCUCUCCUUGGUAGUACUCUUCCUCCCCCUGGUGGUACCCAUCCUCUUCCCCCUCCCCUUCCCCCUGGUGGCACUGCCCAUCUUUCUCCUCCUCCUGUAGGAUUCAGCCCACCUAAGUCGAAUCUAUUUAAGCUCAGCCAAAGCUGUAAGCUUGCCGUAGGUACUACUUUCUCCGCUGGCUUCUCUAGUUCAAAGGAUUUCGAUCCAGGUAAAGUUUCCCAAGUCUCCAAUAUCAUCUUUUCUCCCAAAGCCCCUGAGCUGGAUUCUCUUCACAAGUCACCUUUUCGCAGUCCUCCUAAGCCACCUUCUGUCAGUCCUCUUCUCACCGGGGUUCAUGGCUCUGAGCAUCCCCCGGGUCCCUCUUCUCUUCAGUUUCAAAGUGCCGCAGUCCCUCAGAGCCCUAAUUACAGGAUUUCACAUCUCAGAAGGGAUUCGCUUGAGUCUGCUUACGGAUUAGCUGGAUUAGCUGCUGAUGACAGCGCUCUGUCAUCAGACUUCAUUCUAGAAGAGGUUUUGGCUGCCUCAUUGGAUGGAAGUGCUUUUGAGACAGAAACAGAAGACUGUGCGGAAGAUGUCCUCUGUGAUGAAAGCCGGGAGAGCCCUGUGUCGUGGACUUCACUCUUUGCUCUACAAACCGAGGGUCUCAUAUUAGGAGAGCAGCUUUAAGAGCAUCUUCCGUAGACCAGUUUAAGGAGCCGGUGAGCUGCUCCGUGGAUAAAAGUGCUUGCCACAGGAGCCUAACAACCUGAAUUCCAUCCCUGGAGCCCACAGUGGAAAGAGAACUGAUGUCUGAACGGUCUCCUCUGCCCUCUACACUGUGCGUGUUCACUGCGUAUUCCCCCACACUGCAUACAUGCCCCCCCCUCUCUCUCUCUCACACACACACACACACACACUAAUUAAUGACUAAUUUUUAAAAUUAUUUUAUGUACUUGUUUGGGUUUGUUAUUUAUUUAUUUAUUUAGAGACUAUUUCUUCCUGUAGCUCUGGCUGGCCUGGAACUCACUCUGCGAUCAGGCUGGCCUCGUACUCACAGAGACCCGCCUGCCACUGCCUCCUAGCGCUGUUGUUAAAGACGCACCGCCACCCUGUUUUCUUUUAUGUACAUGCCUGGGGCCUGAGAUGACAGAAACUGAGCUGUAGGUGACUGUGAGCGGCCAUGCAGGGGCUGGUUGAACUCUGGUCCUCUGGAAAAGCAGCCAGUGCUCUUGACUGCUGAACUCUGCAGCCCAAUUUGUACAGUUCUUGAGACAAGGUCUCACACUGUAUCUCUGACUGGCCUUGAACUCACAGGGAUCCACCUGCUUCUGCAUCACCACACCCAGCUGUAAUAAAUAAAACUUUUAAAAAAUGUAAAAGGCCAGAGGGAAAGAGUUUCACAGGUAAAAGCUACAAGCCUGGUAACCCGAGUUUGCACACUGAACCAAUUAAUGUUAAGGCGGAAAGGGAGAAGUGGACACAUAAAGUUGAACUCUGACCUCAAACAUGCUUUGUAUCCUAGUUACCGUGAUGAAGCACUGUGACUCAAAACAAGUUGGGGAGGAAAGGGUUUAUUCAGCUUACACUUCCACAUUGCUGUCCUCACUGCAGGAAGUCCUGACAGUAACUCCCAGGGCAGGAACCUGGAGAAAGGAGGCUGAUUCAAAGGCCACCGUGGGGUUCUCUGCUUACUGGCUUGCUCUCCAUGGCUUGCUCAGCCUGCUUUCCACCACACCAUAGCAGCCCAGGGAUGGCGUCCCGCAAUGGGCUGGCCCUUCCCCGUGAAUACAGCCGUGCCCACAGCUGGAUCUGCGGAGGCAGCUUCUCAGUAGAGCUUCCCUCCUCUAGCUUGUGUCAAGUUGACAUAAACUAGCCAGCACAUGGUGCCACACACGUGUCUUCCCCCGCGUCACACACACGCACACACUUCUAUGUUUAUAAAGAAGCUGUCCGUCUCAAACUAAAUAGGAAUGUACAUUUUUUCCUCCUUUGUAAAUGGAAUAUCUUAAAUACUGAAAAAGGAAUCAUGCUAGGGAAACACUGUACGGGAUAGGACCUAUGAUUAACAAUAUAAUU